Molecule: messenger RNA, 1921 nt
Organism: Epinephelus lanceolatus (giant grouper)
Lineage: Eukaryota; Metazoa; Chordata; Actinopteri; Perciformes; Serranidae
Source: RefSeq, a predicted model, not a curated record
GAAACCUUUCGUCUAAAGUUGGUCGUUGAACUUUGUCUUGGUCUGCUCUUCCAACAUGGGCUUUGUUUUGGUUUUUCCACUGAUGCUCGCCCUGCUCUUCACCGGACAGAGUGAUGCUGAGGCGACAAAAGAUCUAGGGAGCAAUUCAUGUUAUAAAAUGUGCCCACCUGGUCAUGAGGUGAAAAUAAAAAACUGCACCUUUAAUAGUAAUGUGGUAUGUGAUUGUCAAGAGGGAUACUACUAUGAAGGCCCUUCCCGCAGCGAAAGGUAUUGCCGGUCGUGCAACUGUAAAAACUGUAAAGCGCCUGCCGGUAAUGAUCCUGACUACAAAAGGAAAUGCCAGUCUUGCCAAAGGAAGGAGUGUUUGGAGGUCCCAGAAUGCAAGAGGAAAUGUGCAGUGAUUGCAUUUACAUAUUCUACAAAUUUAUCUAUGAUUUCAACCACAUCUACAUUUGCAUCUGCAUCUGCAUCUACAUCUAAAGCUACAUCUACAAGAACCACGUCUUCAAACAACACAUCGGAUCCUAUUAUAUAUCGAAUUCCACCUAACUCAAAUGAAAUGCCCUGGCUGAUUCUCGUGGUGUUUCUGGUGACACUUCUGGUGACAUUUCUAGUGUUGUCUUUGGUCCUGCUGCUCUGCGCCAAGAACCCAUUCGGAUUCCCAGACAGUUGUCUCUGCUGGAGAGAGAACAAAGAUGUGGAGCCGCCUGUCGAGGACCCCAAAUUCAAUGAACAAAGCCGUCAUCAAGGCAGCGGCCUGAACAUGCUGACAUUAACCAUAUGUGAGGAAACUCCCAUGAUGACUCAAAGUCCAGCCACACCAGGAGAUCCAGCCCACAUCACGCUUCCACUACCAGACACUGAACACGAAGCCACCAGACAAGAUGAACCAUCAGAGCACUGGCCGGCCAUCGUCCUCUACGCAAUAAUCAAGGAGGUGCCCUUGCGCAGGUGGAAGGAAUUCUUACGUCUGCUCUCGGUGACUGAUCAGGAGCUGGAGCGGGCAGAGUUGGAGGCCAGUUUUUGCUUGGGCUCAAUGGAAAGGCAGUACCAGAUGCUGAGGCUGUGGAGCCAGCGCCCCUCUGUGAGCCUGGAUGACGUCUUUUCAGCAUUGCACUACAUGGAUUUAUCAGGCUGUGCCCAGCUGCUGCAGGAAAGCCUGGAGAAGCUGCAGUGGAGGCCUGAACUGAAGCAAGGUGUCAGUGCAGCAAUGCAGGACACCUGAGGCCGCACCCGAGGACACAAGCAGCAUACUGUCAUACAGUUAGAGACAUCAGUGCUUCAACCGUGGAUGCCAGUGCCUGGAAAAGAUGUUAUUGACUGUAGCUACUUGAUGGUACAACCACAGAAAACUGCAGUAAUGUCACAAAUGACUCAUACUGAGUAAUGCAGAUGUAGGCUAUAGUGUAAUGUACAGACAGGUUACACGUGAGAGGAAAAACCCAAAUAAAGGAGCAGAGAAACCUAACAAACGCUGGCUACGGGGAUAUUUUGCUGGCAUGGUUUUGGUAUACUUGUCCCCUUAAGGCGCAGACACACCAAACUGGCAUCAAAGUGAUGACAAAGGUCAACUGUUGCCUCGCUUCACAUCGCCUCUGUCUAGGCCAAAAAGUUGCAACUGAACACACUGCAAAGACUAUAGCCAACGGCCAACUAGCACAUUUGAUCUGCGCCUGCGUGAAAUAAUUCUCCUUACCAACAGGUGGCUGUGGUCUGUAUUCAUCAUUCAAAAAGAGAAACUGAAAUACCGACAGGACAGACUCAAGAUGCUAACUAGCUAGUUAGCAGGAGAACAAAGGAUUUUUAACAAUAACAACUAUGAACAGUUUCUUCUAAAGAGCUAAGUGGUUAUUAACAUAGCCCUACCUAAUAUAACAAGUUUGUUUUGAUCUCAGGACCUCUUAACUUUAGUCAUUUGUUU